CCAAUUUUUUUAUUAAGCCAUCACCAUCAAGCAAGCAACAACUGUUUUUUUCGGUUGAUUCUAACCUUCUGCACUCUUUAUUUUAACGCAUUGUUUUAAGUAUUUCGAUAAUUUGUGAUCAUUUGUGAAAGAUUUUUUUAAAAAAUGGAAGAACGCUUUAGAAUGUUGGUCAAAAAUUAUCCCAUUGAAACCGAAGAAGAAACUAUGACAUUCUAUGGUUACCUAGGAACUGUAAUAGGAAUUGAGCGGCGAGAAAAUGGAAUUUUGCUCGUGGAAUUUACAGAAAAAAAGGCUCUCGUAAACGCGAUUGCAUCAUUUUUGCCUGGUGGAAGAAUUUCUUCAAAUAUUGUCGCAGAAAAGUAUGACUCUCCUCCUCCACAGAAAGAAGAUGAUAUGUCCUCGUCCAGAAGCACGUCUUCUUUGAGUUCGUAUGUGCCAUCAUCGAGCUCAAGUUCAAAAGAUGAUGAAGAGGAAGAUGAAUCCGGUCCAUCAACAUCAAAAAGAUUAAAAUUUGAAUGAUUUUUUUUUUCGUUUCGGUUAUUUAGAUUUUUUUCUACUAUUAAUACACUUUUAUUAAGUUUUAUUUCUGAAAUGUACAUCAUAAUAAUAUUUAUUCAGCGCCAUAACUGUCGAUUUUUCUUAAGAAUAAAAUUUGAUAAAUAUAUAAAUAAAUAAAUAAUUAAAUAUUGGGAGCACA
Contarinia nasturtii (swede midge) is the source of this 697-nucleotide messenger RNA. RefSeq lists its product as uncharacterized. The coding region runs from base 145 to 519 and encodes 124 amino acids. Lineage: Eukaryota; Metazoa; Arthropoda; Insecta; Diptera; Cecidomyiidae. The transcript has 2 exons. The record is from RefSeq and is a predicted model, not a curated record.